GCACCUAAAAGUAUGAAUUGAUUUCCAAGAUGGCGGCGGCCAGGGAGGAAGGCGAGAGCAAGUUCUCCCUCUGGCUCUCGGGACAACUUCAGGACCUAAACGUCGAUCACGAGGUGUACGGGACGUACAUCAGCGGCAUCCUGGACUCUGCCGAGACGGAGGAAGAGAAGAACGAAGCCCUAGUGGACUUCUUGUCCGAAUUCGUGGAGGAAGAUGUGGAGGAAACGUGCAACAGGAUCGUGCAAACAUGGCUGAGGCUGACCGCCGAGGCAGCCGCUGCGGACAGGACGGACCAGCCGGACAAGAAGACGGUGGCCAGUGUGAUGGAGAAACAGGCCGCCACCAUAGUCAAGAAACAGGGCAACGAGGAGAACAACGCUGCGACCAAACAGGCACUGCUAGCGCAGUAUGCUGAGGUGUCUGAUGAAGAAGAUGAAGGUUACAGUUACAGUGAGGAGACCAGUAACAGUGACUUGCUGGGCUUCAAAAACAUGAACAAAAGUAACGUUCAGCAGGCAGAGAAGCAGGCCAGGGAGAAGGCCAAGGAGGAGGUACGAGUCAAGAGAGAGAAGGACAAAAUGCAACGAGAGAAGGACAAGCAGAAGGCGGCCGAGCGGAAGGAGAAGGAGAAAAAGCGGACACAGAAGGGAGAGCGGCGCAGAUAGCAUGAUUGGACUGGAUUUGUGUUGUGAUAUGAAGGACUGUUGCAAAGCAAAUACCAGUGAACUAACAUGUAGUGUUCUUAAAUAGCAUUGCAGCUGCCAACAUGAAUACCUGUGCGAUCCAAUUUCAGAGAUUUCCUUAUACUUACAUUUAACCUGAUACCAACAUCUACCACAAUGAGUGUUAUGAAUUGUGAACUGAAUGUGGAUAAGAAGUUGUCAGCUAUUUGCAAGUACUUUACAAUGUCCCAGUAUGGUGGGAUGGUUCUCUUUAGUAUUGACAUUGACAGCUGCAUUGCUAGUACUAUAGCAAAUAUGGAUUGCUGUGCUAGUUUUUGUAAGGCCUGAUACAGAGGAAAUAUCUGCAUGAAUCAUAUUGUUGCACACUAUAGGGCUCUGCAGUAGGUCCCCUGUAAAAGGGAGUGUAGAAAAUGCCUUCCAUAAAUCAUAGAAGUGAUAAAUUGUAAUUAUGAAAAACUAGUCAUCAAUUGCUCUUUGUAAGGUAUGCUUGCAUGGUUUCUAGGUUUCAAAGGUUGUGUUAAUAAUAGAAGUUAAUAUUGUGAUUUGUACACUGUUAAUGUUAGCAAACAUAGUAUAGAUAUGGAUAUCUCCAAAUAGCUAAAUCAGGUUUUAUAUAUCUGACUAGUGAUUGCUGGAUACAGGCAAAAGUGUUGACCUUAUCUCAAAGUAUGAAUUUUUUCGCUAAUGAAUUUACACAUAAAUGCGACAAUGAUCAUGACUUUUAAAGGAUAUUUCAUCAAUGUCACGGACUUGAGGCAUAUCUAAGUGCCUGUUGUUCAUUUUGUGGCUGGUAUUGCAAAUACAUUUGUGUCUAUAUCAGGCUUCUCAAACCUAUUGAAAAUUCAAUGUUUUCUCAAUGAAUAAUUUCAUCAGGUUGGUGAAUGAUUGAAUAGCAAAGUUCUUUACUCACAACCACUUAUUUAACAAGAGCUGACAUUUCGAUGACUGUCAUCUUUAUUAAGGCAAUUAUGAAGAUGUUUUCUUUUGUUCUACCUAUUGCAUGAUUAUGAAUAUUUUACAUGCAUGUGGAAUUUAGAAAUGGUUUGGUUAGGGGAUAGCUGGCAUUUUGCAUUGCAUUAUUUCAAGUCUCAAGAAAUUAAGGAAGGUAUUUUAGAAGUUGUUGAUGCCAGUUACAUGCACCUGUAACCGUGUCCAUUAAACAAUAUGCAGGGUUUUAUCAAUUGACACUGAUUCACAAAUUUAUCAAAGGCAACUGCUUGUGCACAAAGUCAUCAAAAUUUCUAACCCUAAGCACUAUAUUCGUGCCAAACAUUGCCAGCUUUCCACUGAUUUAAGACUGCAUUUAAACCUGCUGUGCAGUUGUAAUAUGUUGAAUGUCUGAAACAAGACAUGACUGCUGUGCCCAUUUCUUACUGGUGCAUGUAACUGUAGGCAUCUAUGAAGUCCAGUGUGUGGGUGUUUUACAUAUACAUGUAUACUGCAGUGUUAAUGUGCAAAUAACAAUUGGUGCUCUGCUUGACUAGAAAUGUACUAUUAUUCACAUAAAAGCUAGUUCAAGGUUGCGAGUGUUAUAAUAACAUUGCAUAUGCAAUACAGUGCAUUUGGUGUUCCUAGUAUUAAGUGUAAUAAGCUGCUAAGCAUUUUUAAUUAUAAACUAUCAAACAUUCAUUAUCACCUGCCAUACACCUUUAAAAUGUCACAAUGUUUGUACGCAAUAAACUUUAUCUAUUCUUAUUUGUAAGAAGCAUAUCACAUGAUCACUAAAAUUAAUGACUUAGCUUGGAGUAUUUGAGGGGAUACAAGCUAUGUUGCUUGCUGUAGUUGCUCUACAAGCAUUGGAAGCUCAGAGCAUUGCAAGACUGUGAAGCAGCUAGGCAUUGUAACCUACAAUGUAGGAGUGAAACAUGUAUUAAAUAUGUAGUUUU
Molecule: messenger RNA, 2569 nt
Organism: Branchiostoma belcheri (Belcher's lancelet)
Lineage: Eukaryota; Metazoa; Chordata; Leptocardii; Amphioxiformes; Branchiostomatidae
Product: coiled-coil domain-containing protein 43-like
Exons: 3
Coding region: 30-665 (211 amino acids)
Source: RefSeq, a predicted model, not a curated record